Molecule: messenger RNA, 1630 nt
Organism: Lasiosphaeria miniovina
Lineage: Eukaryota; Fungi; Ascomycota; Sordariomycetes; Sordariales; Lasiosphaeriaceae
Exons: 5
Coding region: 1-1506 (501 amino acids)
Source: RefSeq, a predicted model, not a curated record
AUGGCGAAACUCACCGAACUUUCCGUAUCUGCCACUGUUGAUACCAGCCGACGCCCAGCCGAUGGCUCCUCGGGCGCGGAAGGGAAGGUUGAGGCCGAAGCCGGCGGUGUUAGCUCUGGUUUCAGGUCCACGGAUCAACACCAGAUGCAGAUCGUCAAAGCUGUGCAAAAUCUAAUCAGGCGGGACCUAGGCUCGUUGGAGGCCGACGACUACGUCAUAAACGGAACCGUCCAGCUCGAAAACCACGAAAGGGGCAUGAUCCUAAUGGAGGAUCCGACGAGAACAGGCGGCGACCGGUUCGACUACCGUCCCGCCCGGAUCAAGCUCGACACGGGCUCGCGGGCAGACUUUGUCACCCGCGAGUAUCUUGCCCGGAUAGGCUUCGACUUCGGCAGCCUGAUAGAAAUACCCGAGGUCCAGCAGGAGGACAUCGAAGGCCUCGACAAGGCCAUCUACAAGCCGACACACCGGGUGAACCUGCCUUGGUACAGACAAGGCGAGGCGCAGUCGAACCUCACACGCUUUCUUGUCGUAGACAGCGGCCCCUUCGAUCUCCUCUUGUCUUCUCGGCGCUUUGCUGAGGAAGCAGAGCGGCGGCUGUUCUCCCUUCCGUUGGUAGGGCGACCACGAAAGACAAAAGAACAAAUAGACAAGGAGAUCACAGAGGCGAAAAGGAAGCUAAACGAGGCCAAGGAAUUGGAAGCAAAGAAUUUGCGCGCAGCAAUCGCGAUGAGGAACCAGGAAGUCGGGCUUGCGUUCACGGUUCAGACCCCUCGACGACAGCCGCAAACGCCCAAGCUGCCGGUUCAGGCGGACAACGUCCACGGCGAGGGUUCUUCUGGUGGCGAAGUUAGCCAAAAACGCUGGCGGCACUGGUCUGGGCCACACCGCUGCCGCGAGCUGAGUCCUUCGUCCAAACAUGGCCCGGCAUUUCACAAGACCUGCAGCACCAUCGCAACCGACCCCGACAUCGACGCCUCGAUCCUCUCACCAUCUCGCAACAGCUUGCUCACACACCCCCUCGCCCCCACCGGACAACCCUACGACAAACUCGUCCGCGCGGCGCACGAGACGUAUCUACCCAGCGUGUUCGAGAUCCCCGGCGGCAAGGUCGACGAGAGCGACCCUAGCGUCGCGGCCGCGGUGGUGCGCGAGGAGCGCGAGGAGACGGGGCUGCGGCCGAUGUGUUACACGACGACGUCUAAGGCGGUGGCUGGCGGGGGUGCGGGAGCCGUGUCGAAGCGGGCGAUCCAGCUGAACUAUGUUGUUGCGGUUGAGUGGGUGGGGGACGGCGAGGUGGUUGUGAGUGAGGAUGAGCAUGCUGGGUCUGUCUGGGCUGCGGAGGAUGAGGUGCAGGGGCUGGAUAUGACGGAUGAGGUGCGGGGGCUGGAUACGACGGAUGAGGUGCAGGGGCUGGAUAUGACGGGUGAGAUGAGGGAGGUUGUACGAGAGGCUUUUGAAGUGGUUGGGCGUGUUUCUGGUGAUGGGACUGGGGUUCUGAUGUAGUUCAAUCCUUGAAUCUCGACCAGCGGGUGGCCUUUCAAGAUCUGAAAGGUCACUGAUAUCAUGUCAGGGGCUUGAUAUUCUGUCACGAGCGACAAUCAAAAUAGGAGAGCAUGCAAUCUAGAUA